UGGUUAGAACACGCACCCGCGCAGAGAGAGAGAGAGAGAGAGAGAGAGUGUGUGUGUGUGUGUGUGAGUGUGUGUGUGAGAGAGAAAAAGAGAGACUGCACCAGCUCGCGCUGUCCCGCGGCAGGAUUUGGAGACUAGGGUGUAUGAUGGUGUUCGGUGUUCCGUCUCCCGGACAUGUUGCUCGGGUAAAAUCCGGAUUAACGCGCGCGCACUAACCCGGUUUUAAUCUGUGUGUGGAUUAUAAAGGGAAACUUUCUCUUGUGUUUUCUCCCGGAUUUAAACGUCCAGCUGCUCGCUAUAAGCAGGAGAGACUGAAGGAAAAAGGAGCGAAAGAGCUAGAGAAAGAGUGAAGCCGUCUGUGUCAUGGCCUCUGACCUGUGAUCGUCGUCGUAAGCUUCCUGCCCCGAGACGCACCCAAUCAGAUCAGGAUGAAGAGCGAGUUUGUGUCGUUUCCGCUGUGCGCCGUCACUCUGCUCACGCUGACUCUGUCUCAGCACUGCGUCGCCAUCAGAUGGCUGGCUCUCUCUCAGACGUCGGAGCACAUUAAUAAGACGCAGCAGUGUAAGACCCUACCAGGCCUCGUGUCCUCACAGGCUCAGCUCUGCCGCACCAACCUGGAGCUCAUGCAGGUCAUCGUCCAGGCGGCACGUGAGGUCAAAAAGACGUGUCAGAAAACGUUCACCGAUAUGCGCUGGAACUGCUCGUCCAUCGACGCUCCCAAAUAUCUCCCAGACCUGGAGAGAGGAACGAGGGAGUCUGCGUUUGUGUACGCUCUUUCUGCCGCCGCUAUCAGCCACACCAUCGCUCGAGCGUGCACCAGUGGAGAUCUCAGGCUGUGUACCUGUGCCCCGAUCCCAGGAGAUACCCUCGAGCCCGGGCACAGGUGGGGCGGCUGUGCCGACAACCUCCACUACGGCCUUGUCAUGGGGUCAAAGUUCUCAGAUGCUCCCAUGAAGAUAAAGAAGAAAACUGGAUUUUCACACCCAAACAAACUAAUGCACCUGCACAACAGUGAAGUGGGACGACAGGCCCUCAAGGACGCGCUGGUGGUGAAGUGUAAGUGUCACGGCGUCUCGGGCUCCUGCUCCAUCCGAACCUGUUGGCGAGGUCUACAGGACCUGAAGGAAAUCGCUCAGGACUUGAAGGUGAAGUACUUGUCGGCCACCAGAGUGAAGCACCAGCCACAAGGGACACGCAAACAGCUCGUCCCCAAAGACAUCGACGUGCGACCGGUGCGAGAGAACGAGCUGGUGUACCUGCAGAGCUCACCCGACUUCUGCACCAUGAACGAGAAGAUGGGAUCCAUCGGCACUCAGGACAGGCAGUGUAACAAGACAUCGAGCGGGAGCGACAGCUGUGACCUGAUGUGCUGCGGCCGAGGCUAUAACCCGUACACGGAGAAGGUGCUAGAGCGAUGCCACUGCAAGUACCACUGGUGCUGCUAUGUCACCUGUAAGAAAUGUGAGAGGACUGUGGAGAGAUACGUGUGUAAAUGAGUCUCUCUCUCACACACACACACACACACACACACACACACACACACACACACACACACACACACCUACAUCAGGAGCUCUGAUUAUCCGUCUUUAACCAAAAGCACUACAAAGAAACCCGUCGUUUCUCUUCAGCUCCUUUUUUUUUUUACAUCUUCUGACCAACCCACAGACUGGACCAUCUCACACUUUGUUGUUCCUCAUGUUGUUCCCAGCUCCAGCUUCUGUCCUCUUCAUCACAUCGUCUGGAGCUUUAUACAGUUCUCCAGGUUUUUAUUAACAUUACACACUUUAUUCUUUAACACCAUCCAUCAGUCCUGAAGAGAACAGUGUCAUGUUGUUGUGUUGUUGUUGUUGUUGUUGUUGUUGUUGUUGUUGUUUUAAAGCAUCUGUUAUAUCAGAAUAUCAAGAGUUUAUUUUCUUAUAUGAUAUUCGAAAUGAAAAGCUUUAUUUUUAUUUUUUAGUAUAAAUAUUGCAAACAAAACCCAAACCCAGAGACCAGACUAUUUUAUCUUGAGAGAAACUCUGACACUCCAACAUUAAACUUUAAGCAGGAUCCUGAGGAGUGUUUGAGUGGGUGUGUGUUCCUGUGUGUGUGUUCCUGAGUGUGUGUUCCUGUGUAUGUUCCUGAGUGUGUGUUCCUGUGUGUGCGUUCCUGAGUGUGUGUUCCUGUGUAUGUUCCUGAGUGUGUG
Molecule: messenger RNA, 2188 nt
Organism: Tachysurus fulvidraco (yellow catfish)
Lineage: Eukaryota; Metazoa; Chordata; Actinopteri; Siluriformes; Bagridae
Gene: wnt11
Product: wingless-type MMTV integration site family, member 11
Exons: 6
Coding region: 429-1496 (355 amino acids)
Biological process (GO): multicellular organism development; canonical Wnt signaling pathway; cell fate commitment
Cellular component (GO): extracellular region
Molecular function (GO): cytokine activity; frizzled binding
Source: RefSeq, a predicted model, not a curated record